AAUUUAAUUAAAGUAUUGCGUAAACGAAGAUCAAAACAGUAGUUAAACAUGUCGAAAUUAUUGGGUGUUCCCCUUAAGAAACCAGCAGAGGUGGAUAUUGAGAAGCCCCUCAACAAUCUCAUCCAAUCAACAUACAGUGGUGCAUCGGCCGAAGCAAAAGAAUCCUAUAAAGCUGCUGUUCAACAAUUUGCCCGGCAGCGUAAUUCGGCCAUUUGGAAGUUUUUCGAGAAAUAUGAAUCCUCAUUGGAGAUAGUUUAUGCUUACUAUGACCAGAUUUCGGCUUUGGAAACCAAAAUACCAGUCAAUGAAUUACAAAUACCAUUUAAAUGGAAGGAUGCUUUCGAUAAGGGUACCAUCUUUGGCGGUCGUAUCAGCCUAACUCAUACCUCUCUGUCUUAUGAAAAAGUAUGUGUUCUAUUCAAUAUUGCGGCUUUGCAAUCGCAUGUUGCUGCCAUGCAACCAAUGGACAGUGAUGAAGGUUUAAAACUGGCCAUAAAAUUGUUCCAACAAAGUGCCGGUAUAUUCCAGUAUUUAAAGGGAGCUGUUCCAGCGGCUGUUCCUUCGGAGCCAACACCAGAUUUAAAUCAGGAUACAUUGACAGUAUUGCAAGCUUUGAUGGUAUCACAGGCUCAGGAAGUUUUCGUUAUGAAGGCAAUAAAGGAAAACAUGAAAGAGAACAUUAUUGCUAAACUUUGCUGCCAAUGUGAAGAAUUCUAUGCCGAUGUUUUGCGUGCCAUGCAAAAAGAAUCUGUACGUAAUCUCUGGGAAAAAGAGUGGAUACCAACAAUUGCCGGCAAACAAGCUGGUUUCCAUGCACUAACACAACUCUAUCAAAGUUUAAGCUGUCGCGCUGCAAAGAAAAUUGGUGAAGAAAUAUCUCGUCUACGCAAUGCUGUCGAUCUUUUUAAGGCAGCACAAACACGUUCUGGCAAUCCCACCUAUUUGGAUGAAUAUUUCAACAAGGCCAAACGAAAUUUGGCCGAAUCUGUUAAAGACAAUGAUUUAAUUUAUAACGAAAUGAUACCAGACGUUACUACCCUGCAGCCGACGGGUAAAGCUCAAUUGGCCAAACCAUUGCCAAUUGCAUCACCAAUGGCUAAAGACUUUGAUGAUGUUUUCAAGGGUUUGGUACCCGUUGAGCUGCAUCGUGCCAUGCAAGCAUCGGAUAUGCGUAAAAAUGAAAUUGUAAAUACUGAAAUUAUGAAACUUCGCGAUGCUACGCAAACGUUGAAUGUUGUAUUGGCUAGCUUGAAUCUUCCGGCAGCGGUAGAGACCACUGACGGCGGAUCUUGUGUGCCACCAUCUUUGAUUGAGAAAGCAAACGAAGUACGCGAGAAGGGAGGCAUUGAUGCACUGAAUGCCCACUUGAAAGAACUACCCGAAUUGCUUAAUCGCAAUCGUGAGAUCUUGGACGAAACCGAAAGAAUGUUGGAUGAAGAGCGUGAUUCGGAUAAUCAAUUGCGUUCUCAAUUCAAAGAGAAAUGGACACGCAUUGCUUCGGAUAAACUAACCGAAAUGUUCCGCACCAAUGCCAAAAAGUAUCGUGAAGUAAUAAAUAACGCAGUGGCAGCGGAUAAAAUUGUUCGCGAACGUUUUGAAAAGAACCAAAAAGGUAUUGAACUGCUGUCAUUGCCCAUUGAUCAGUUGCAACAGGCAAUGCCUGCAUCUGGCGGUUCGGUGGAUCCCAACUGUGCCAGUGUCCAAAAAUUGAAGCAACUAAUGGAAGCUGUGGAAACCAUUAAAGCUGAACGUGAUGUCAUCGAAUCCGAACUCAAGUCGGCCACAUUCGAUAUGAAAAAUGAAUUCUUGGAGGCUUUGCGCAAGGAUGGAGCCAUCGAUGAGCCAGCCUUGUCAUUAAAACGUAUUGGUGAAACAUUGCAACCUUUGCAACAGCAAAUAAAGGAUAGCAUUGAACGUCAACAGGCAUUGGUAUCCGACAUACAAAUUGCUCACAGUGAAUUUGUUUCCGAAACCGGCACCAGUAGCACAUCAAGAGAUGCCCUCUGUCAAGAAUUGGCCACAGCCUAUGAUAGUUUUAUUAUACUUUUGGGUAAUCUGAAAGAGGGUACCAAAUUCUAUAAUGAUUUGACGGAAUUGUUGGUGGUAUUCCAAAAUAAGAUAUCCGAUUUCUGUUUUGCACGUAAAACUGAAAAGGAGGAAUUGCUUAAGGAUUUGACAACGGAGUCGAGUCGGCAGGCUGCUGGGCCAACACCAACAUUGCCAUCACAUUAUGCAUCAACAUCGGGCAGUGGUAGUGAUCUUCCAUCAUCUUCGUCUCCACCAUCAACAGCACCAUCAGGAAAUGUGCCUUAUCCACAGGCAGUGCAAGGUAUGCCCAUGCCUUAUGGUGCCACAGCUAACGUACCAUAUCCAGCGUAUGUGCCACCUCCAAUGCCGCAAGGUUUUAAUCCCUAUGCAACAUUACCCUAUCCUGGCAGUUAUCAAUAUCCAGGAUUUCCUCAGGGUCCACCACCUGGCCACUAUGGCACCUAUCCCGGCAGUUUUUCUUCUCAACAACAGGGUGGCUAUCCAAAUCAAAAACCACCAGGUUGGUAAAUCAAGCAU
This is a messenger RNA of Musca vetustissima, 2565 nucleotides long. It is a transcript of the gene ALiX, whose product is annotated as programmed cell death 6-interacting protein. Lineage: Eukaryota; Metazoa; Arthropoda; Insecta; Diptera; Muscidae. The transcript is spliced from 6 exons. Gene Ontology annotation, biological process: mitotic cytokinesis. Gene Ontology annotation, cellular component: endosome. The record is from RefSeq and is a predicted model, not a curated record. Bases 49 to 2556 code for a protein of 835 amino acids. Gene Ontology annotation, molecular function: protein binding.